UAUUGCAACCGUGUGCCCGAUAAGAAAGAAAAUGUUUUGCAGUCAGCUGUUGCCGACAAGGACGUUUUUGUUUUCACUUUUGUUUAUUACUAUUGCCAAUAAUUUUUGCAUAAUUAACCAAAUUUACGGCACGUUUGGUAGCAAAAUAAUUGAAAAAUGGUUUUUAAAUGUCAAGAGGAUAGUUUCUUACGUCAAUUUACUACAAAAGUUUUGUCUUGUGAAGCCGCCAAGUUGGAAUGGAUACCACCAGGUGAAACAAGUGCAAGACAAUUGGAAGGAUAUAAUGUAAUUUGCGAAAAUACAAUUCUUUUUCCCGAGGGUGGUGGUCAACCUUGCGAUUAUGGCCACCUUAAUGAAUACCCAGUGCGUUCUGUAGUACGAAAAGGAACAGAAGCAAUACAUUUUGUGGAAACUAUAAAAGGAUUUGAGGAAGGCGAUAUAGUAAAACAGUCGCUUGAUUGGACUCGACGAUUGGAUCAUAUGCAGCAGCAUUCUGGCCAACAUUUGAUAACAGCAUUAUUUGACAGUGAAUUUAAAUAUGACACCACGUCUUGGUGGCUGGGAACGGACACGUCAUAUAUAGAGCUGGAUACCACACAUCUAAUUACUCGUGAGUCAUUAGAUUCAAUAGAACAAAAGGCAAAUGAGCUAAUUCGUAUGGGUCGAGAGGUCACAGUACAGUUGGUGGAUCCAGAAAUUGCUAAAGAGUUUCAAGACGCUCGUGCUCCGCGGGGAUUACCUAAAGAUCAUGUUGGAUUGGCGCGUGUUGUUUGCAUUGAAGGUGUCGAGAGUAAUAUGUGCUGUGGUACACAUGUAAGAAACUUAUCGCAGCUGCAGUGUAUCAAAUUAUUAUACGCAGAAAAAGUUAAAAGCGCAAUAAAUGUUCACUUUGUAGUGGGUGAACGUGUACUUCGGAAGCUUGGGGAGAUCUUUCAACGAGAGCAACAAAUGAAUUUAGCGCUAAAAGGUGGGCCAGCUCAACAUUUGGAAUUGAUACAGAAAUUGCAGUUGAAUUUGAAAUCAUCGACAAAAGCAUUUCAAAAGUUGUUAAAAGAUGUUGCAAUUUCCGAAGCUGAAAAGUUGGAGAAUACUCCACAACCCUAUCCGAAGUAUUACUGCCUCCAUCGCAAAGAUGGUAUAGAACCAGAUUUCAUUAACACGUUUUUACGAAAUGCGCCUGAGGGUAUAUUUUACUUCCUCACUGUGUCGGAAAACUCAACAAAUAAUGGUAAAGGUCUCAUGGUACUGAGAGGUAACGAGGAAGAAGUAAAAAAGUUCGGUGAACUCUUUAUGGAACUUUUACAAGGCAAAGGAAAUGGACGUGAAUCAAAUUUUCAAGGCAAAUUCAACAAUGGAAGCAAGAUCCCUGAAUGUAAUGCGAUACUAGAAAAGCAUUUUAACGGCGAUAAAAGUAAAAAAUAAGAUUUUUCGUAACAAAGUUGUUUUGACUUUAUUUUAAAUUGUCAAAUAAAGCUGUUGUUAAUUUACAAGAA
Bactrocera oleae (olive fruit fly) is the source of this 1493-nucleotide messenger RNA. RefSeq names its product alanyl-tRNA editing protein Aarsd1-B. Gene Ontology annotation, biological process: regulation of translational fidelity; alanyl-tRNA aminoacylation. Gene Ontology annotation, molecular function: Ser-tRNA(Ala) deacylase activity; ATP binding; alanine-tRNA ligase activity. The record is from RefSeq and is a predicted model, not a curated record. NCBI's taxonomy places the organism in Eukaryota, Metazoa, Arthropoda, Insecta, Diptera, Tephritidae.